AUGGCCUCCAAUCCGCAGGAUGAUGCUGAUCGCAUUCGCCUGAAACGGCUGGCAAGGCUCCAGGCAGCGAGCCCUGUAACUUCACCAUCCGCCCCGUCAACUCCUCCGCCCGCUACUGCAACUGUACCCAAACACAAACCUACACAAACCAUUCAGAAACGUCCUACGGAGGCCCCUGUAGUACCAGUGCCCGCUGUACCUAGAAAACGCCCGUCGACUGCGCCGGCGCACAUUGAUCUCUCCCAUUGGGAGCACGAGGCGGUCGGCAAUGUCUUCAACGUGACAUUAAGUAAAGACGUCGCGGAGAAGAGUGGUUGGGAAGUAGUGUGGCUCAAGCAUCUCGCCGCUGAGCUCGCGUCAGAAAACAUAGGAAGCCCUGAUGCAAUCCGCUUGAACGCUGACAUUGCAGAUCGACUUCUGAUUUCCCGUCUUGAGUUGGACCCACAAGCAAUGUCAGACGAUCUGGAAUAUCUCGCUGUAAUUGCAUCCCUUCCCGCGGGACAAAGUGCGUUUGAGUACGUGAUAUGCUGCUGGAGACGGCUCAAUGCCCUCAAGUCUGCGCUUUUGAAGAAGAAUUUAUCACCUGUUGAGACACAGCAAGGUCUUGAUAUCCUGGACAAGUUGCGCCAUUUGAUUAUCAGCUACGCUGGCUUGAUUCUCCAAGAGCCUGAAAUGUUUCCUCAGCCGGAAGGACGUGUUGUUGGUCCUUCUGAGCUGGUUGCAUCGCUCUUAUCGCUCCACUCGCUCUCGGCGCCGUUAUUCUCGUCACCUGCAUCCUCUUCACGGACGUUAGCCCCCUCAGAAGUGGAACCAUUCUUGCAAGACAUGGUUAAGCGGUUUGAACCUGACAAUGAGAUCGACGGCGUUCUUGGCCCAGUUGUCACCCAACUUUGCUUCCACGAGUCGCUUUUCCGCACUGAAGGCCUUGCUGGCGGCGUACAAACCUGGCGGGGAGUCAUAAGUGGUCUGGAGGCCUUGGUGAGCAUCAAGAGCUUGGCAAUUAUGAUCACGCGAUUGGAUGCCUGGGAUCCUGCGAAUGCGCUGGCCCCCACAUUCGAGCGAGUAAGCCUGCUUGGGCCUCUCCUUAGAAUGGGCGUAUUUGGCAGAGAAUGGCCGGUGGUUGCGGACACAUAUUUUUCCAAAGCCAAGGAUCGUUCUCCAGGCGACAUUCAGUCAUCUACUGCAAAUCUGCGCGGGACCUUGAAGACUUUACAAUCUUCUCUCUUCCAGGUCAUGAAUAGCCUUAUCCGUGCUUCUCCGGAAUCUCGAGAGGCGGUUUUGCAGUACUUUGCGCAUGCGAUUUCCCUCAAUGGAAGGCGAGCUGGAUCGCAUGUUGAAGCUGAGACGGUGUCAUCCGAUGGUUUCAUGGUCAACUUGCAAGCGAUUUUGUUCCGGUUUUGUGAACCAUUUAUGGAUGCUAACUACACUAAGAUGGAUCGCAUUGACAAUACAUACUAUGCGCGCUCUACCCGCAUCAAUCUCAAAGAGGAGACCAGGAUAAAUGCUACAAGCGAAGAGGCGGAGCAAUGGCGUCAACGUAACGAGGUUUCAGGCGGUUCACCAAAUUUCAUCUCUGACAUUUUCUAUCUUACCCUUGCCAUGAAUCACUAUGGCUAUCAGAAAACGAUAUCGACGUACGAAGAACUUGCUAGGCAGUACGACGAUAUAAACCGGCACCUAGAGACGUUGCAGGGCGAUGGGUCUUGGCGCUCAACACCUCUCCGAGCCCGAACGGAGGCGGCUAUCAAAGCAGUACAAGCCGAGAUGAACAAAGUCAUGGCCAAUCAACUUGCGUACACGGUACAGCUCGCCGAUCCGGAGCUCGUUUUUCGAUCAAUCAGCUUCACCAAUUUUGUGUCGACGUGGCUUAUUCGUAUGUGUGACCCUAGGCGAACACACCCAAAUCCGACAGUAGAUCUCCCGCUUUCCAAAGAUGUUCCAGAGUUAUUCAAGGUAAUGCCUGAAUACCUCUUUGAGGACGUCGUGGACUAUCAUUUAUAUGUUACUCGCGAGAGUCCCGAUAGCUUAGAUCUAUCUGGCAAGAAUGAAAUACUUAUAUGGGCGUUGACGUACCUGACAUCGACCUGGUAUAUCAAGAAUCCUUUUCUCAAGGCCAAGCUUGUCGAAGUGUUGUUUUACGCAUGCUGGAACUGGGGAGGACGUCGUAGCGCAAUGACGACAACGCUGAACUCUCAUCCCAUUGCCCUAAAAUACCUUGUACCUGCUUUGACGCAUUUCUACAUCGAGGUGGAACAGACAGGUGCAAGUUCACAAUUUUACGACAAAUUCAACUCUCGACGGAACAUUGCUUAUCUAUUCAAGACAAUCUGGGAGAACCCUAUGCAUCGCGAGGCGCUCAAAUCUGAGGCCAAAGAUAACAUUGAGAAGUUUGUCCGCUUCGUAAACCUCAUGAUCAAUGACGUGACAUAUCUCAUGGACGAAUCCUUGAGCGAGUUGUCCAAGAUUCACGAAAUUCAGACAGAGAUGGAGGACACUGUCACAUUUAACUCGCAGCCACCACAAUAUCGUCGAGAACGUGAAGGGGCCUUGCGGUCUCUUGAGCGUCACGCAUCUGGCUACGUGCAACUCGGGAACUCCACGGUCAACAUGCUGAAAGCCUUCACAGGAGAAACGAAAGAUCCUUUCAUGGUUCCUGAGAUCGUAGACCGUCUGGCCGCUAUGCUUGAUUACAAUUUAGUGGCACUCGUUGGUCCCAAGUGCCAAGACCUUAAGGUCAAGAAUCCGGAGAAGUACAAAUUCAACCCUAAACAACUCUUGAGCGAUAUUCUGCAGGUAUAUCUUAACUUGAGCGAUCGAGGCGAAUUCGCCCGGGGCGUAGCAGCGGAUGGUCGUAGCUAUAGCAAAGAGCUUUUUGAGCGCGCCGCGGGUAUCGCAAAGAGAAGAGUGUUGUUGAGCGAUACGGACAUUGAGAAGCUACUCAUGUUCGCAAUGAAAGUAGAAGAGACCAAGGCAACUCUUGAAGCUGAGGAAGAUCUGGGUGAAGUCCCUGAUGAAUUCUUGGAUCCGCUAAUGUUUACUCUCAUGCGCGAUCCUGUCAUCCUGCCAACGUCGAAGGUAGUAGUCGACCGGUCUACCAUCAAGUCUCACCUUCUCUCCGACUCGAAAGAUCCGUUCAAUCGUAUGCCCCUCUCCUUGGAAGACGUCUAUCCAGAUGUGGAGCGGAAGCAGCGCAUCGAUGCAUUCUUGGCGGAGCGACGGAAUAAGAACACCGCCUUGGACAAAUCCAUCAAGGAAGUUGUGAAAAUGGAUGUUGACGCGUCGGAAGGCUGA
Messenger RNA from Fibroporia radiculosa, 3291 nucleotides. RefSeq lists its product as uncharacterized. Gene Ontology annotation, cellular component: cytoplasm; ubiquitin ligase complex; nucleus. Bases 1 to 3291 code for a protein of 1096 amino acids. The transcript is spliced from 23 exons. The record is from RefSeq and is a predicted model, not a curated record. Gene Ontology annotation, biological process: protein polyubiquitination. Lineage: Eukaryota; Fungi; Basidiomycota; Agaricomycetes; Polyporales; Fibroporiaceae. Gene Ontology annotation, molecular function: ubiquitin-ubiquitin ligase activity.